AUGGACUUCUCAUCUGCAUGCAAAAAGUCCUUCAAAUCCAGCAGUUCCUACAAGCAUGGCAGAAAAAUCUCCAUAGGCCGAUCAUCGGAGGAGGACGCCAUCCACGAGCAGCAGCCCAUCCUCUCCGAUCACAACCGCGACUCUUCCUCCUCCUCUGCCACCGGCGCCGGCGCCGCAUCCCACAUUGAUUCUGUCUCCGGACCUUCCGAGGUCAUCGUCAAGGUCGACGACGGUGACGAUCCCUCUCCCGUCCACAACAGGAACGGCGUCCACUACCGCGAAUCGAGCCUUGAUAUCUGGGGCGAUGAGCCCCGCGCGCCCAUGCAACCCGAGGGUUUCGAUUCGCGCAAAUCCCGUUCCCCGCCGUCGAAACUGAUCGGAGUUUUCCUCAACCAGCAGAACGUCGGAGGCGGAGAAUUGCGCCUCGACAUGGAUAUGGAGAUGGAUGAUCUCCACCUCAAUCGCGGCGGCGGCGGCGGCGGCGGCAGCAACACUGGCCCUCAAAGCAGCCUCCCACCUGCGAACCCCAAUUAUUACGGCCCCACCGCAAAUAAUCACAGUUUCCGGAACCCUAGCGAGCUGAAAACGACAAUGGAGGUUCCCAGCGCCGGUGCUAGCAACGUGGUCGAUAUUCGUCCCGACGAACCAGACAAUAUCGAAUCCUCAUCGGACGAGGAUGUGAAUCGAACGCUCAGGCGGCGUUCCUCGAAUGUGGACACAAACAACAAUGGUGGCCUUAGCGGGAAUACUGAUGGUCAGGUGUUGAAAUGCACGUCGAUUCAGAGAAGGGUGAGUAAUUUGGGCAGGAUGAAGACCAGGUCUCGGCUGAUUGACCCGCCUGAGGUCGUGGAUCGCAGAUCCGGUUUAAUCCCCAAAUCUGGUCAGCUGAGGUCCGGGAUGCCGGGUAGAAAUUCCGCCGUAUUGGGGAAACCUGUGGACGAAGAAGAGGAUGACCCGCUAUUCGACGAGGAUCUCCCGGACGACUUCAAGAAGGGUAAGUUCGAUGCACUGACUAUUUUACAGUGGAUUAGCCUCAUUCUGAUUGUGGCGGCUUUAGCAUCAACUCUUGCUAUCUCUGAGCUGAAGAGGAAGAAGCUCAGGGGACUGAGUAUCUGGAAAUGGGAGGUUUUGGUUCUGGUUUUGAUCUGUGGGAGGUUGGUCUCCGGCUGGGGGAUACGAAUUGUCGUCUUCUUUAUCGAGAGGAACUUCUUCAUGAGGAAAAGGGUGUUGUACUUUGUGUAUGGGGUGAGAAAGGCUGUCCAGAACUGUAUCUGGUUGGGGCUCGUCUUGAUCGCCUGGCAUUACAUGUUCGACCAUGAGGUCGAAGGAAGUAACAAAUUCCUGCAAUAUGUGAACAAAAUAAUGGUUUGCAUGCUGGUCGGGACUCUGCUUUGGCUGGUCAAGACACUUAUGGUCAAAGUUCUCGCUUCGUCUUUCCACGUCAGCACGUUCUUCGACCGUAUCCAGGAGACUCUGUUCAAUCAGUACAUAAUCGAGACCCUUUCCGGUCCGCCUCUGAUUGAGAUGAGGAACCACCAAGAGGAGGAGGAGAGGACUAUGGCUGAGGUAUGCCGGCUUCAGAAUGCAGGGGCUACAUUGCCCGCUGACCUGAGGUGCCCGCCUUUUCAGGCAGUGAAGAGCGGAAAGGCGGUUGGUGGUGGUGGAGGGCUGCCGCCGAGGCUGGCAAGAGGAUUGAGUUUCGGAGUUUCCGGGCAGCUUACUAAGAAUGAUCUGAACGAGCAGGGCGCCGGUAUAUCAAUUGACAAGCUGCAGAAUCUGAACCACAAGAAUGUAUCUGCUUGGAGCAUGAAGAGAUUGAUUAAGUUUGUCAAGAAUGGGGUUUUGAUCACACUCGACGAGCGUGCUUUGGGUAGCUCACAAGGGGACGAGACAGCUAUGCAGAUUAGGAGCGAACGUGAGGCCAAAGCGGCUGCCAGGAACAUUUUCCGAAAUGUGGCGAGGCCUAGGGCCAAGUUCAUCCACCUCGAGGAUCUGAUGCGUUUCGUGAAAGAGGAAGAGGCAUUGAAAACAUUGAACAUUGUCGAAGGAUCAAUUGAAGGCGAAAAAAUUAGCAAAGCAUCCUUAAAAAACUGGGUGGUAAACACGUUCAUAGAAAGAAGAGCUCUCGCCCUAACACUGAAUGACACAAAAACGGCAGUCGACAAACUUCAUCGGAUGGUGAACGUCAUAGUCGCGAUCAUCAUUUUAGUCGUUUGCCUGAUCAUCCUAGGAAUUGCAACGAGCAAAUUUAUGCUCUACAUCAGCUCACAGAUUGUGAUCGUGGCUUUUAUAUUCGGAAACUCGUGCAAGACUGUCUUUGAAGCCAUCAUAUUCGUAUUUGUAAUUCAUCCUUUUGAUGUGGGUGACCGUUGUGAGGUUGAUGGAGUCCAGAUGAUUGUAGAAGAAAUGAAUAUAUUGACAACUGUGUUCUUGAGAUAUGACAAUCAGAAGAUAAUUUAUCCCAAUGUGACUCUUGCUACAAGACCCAUCAGCAACUACUACCGCAGCCCGGAUAUGGGCGAUUCAAUUGAGUUUGCCGUUCAUAUUGCGACCCCAGCCGAGAAGAUUGCCACCAUAAAGCAAAGGAUAACAAGUUAUAUUGAGAACAGAAGUGACCACUGGUACCCGGAGCCUUCUGUGGUGGUGAUGGAAUUGCAAGAUUUGCGCACACUGAAGCUUUCGGUGUGGAUGAGGCACCGCAUGAACCACCAGAAUAUGGGCGAGAAGUGGAAGAGACGAGCCGUUUUGGUGGAGGAACUCGUCAAGAUUCUCAAAGAGCUCGAUAUUGAGUACCGCCUGUAUCCAGUAGAUGUCAACAUACGUGAAAUGCCGCCUCUCAAUCCCACCAGAAUGCCUCCGGCGUGGAUCACUCCCCCGGCCAACUGA
This is a messenger RNA of Striga hermonthica, 2886 nucleotides long. Lineage: Eukaryota; Viridiplantae; Streptophyta; Magnoliopsida; Lamiales; Orobanchaceae. The record is from the annotation of a GenBank genome assembly.